GCCCGUUUUGCCAGCUCAUUUGUGCCGUCGUUUGUUGAAGAAAAUAAAGUGUUGAAAGGAGCUCUAGUCGUCCUUUAGCUUGUGCAAUAUAGAAGUUACGUGAAAAGCUUGCGGGACGAUGGAAGGAAUACUCGUGUUUGACCAGACGAACGAUCUAAUUUACCACACCUUCAACGAGGCAAUGCGUGAGAAGAUGAUAAAACAGGCGUUCGAUUUGGGAUUGCUCGAAGAGGAAACUGUAUGUCCGACGCAGGAACUCAAUUCGAACGUCCUGAUACAGAUCUUUAGCCCGCUGCUGGCAUCGCAACGGAUCAUGAUGUGCCAGUUCGACAACGCGUACACCUCGAUUCAGAUGGAAAACAACCUUAACAUCGUCUUUGACGAGUUUUUAGGAUACGUUUUUCUAGAGAUCUGCACAAAAGAAGUCGACCUGGUUAAGCGAGAGCUUGGGGCAUUUAUUGCAUUCAUUAAGUAUAUUUGUGGACCGAAUAUUUACACGAUAAAAAAUGAUCCAUCAAAAAUCGCAUAUCUUACCGAUUUAAUCGACACUUACCGUGCGCUGUACGCGACCAACCAGGGAGUCCUGAUGAAAGCGAUCGAGCAACUGCUGGUCAACGCGGAUGUCAAGAACACGGUUGUAGCAGCACUGCAAGCGGCAACCGAUCGGUUAAAGCAGGAUCCACACUCCCAACGAAGCCACUCGAUGCUGUUUGUCGGGAGCAAAUUUCUCGCCCGAUACAGCAGCAGGCAGGCACAGGAACUGGCGGCCGUAGAUAUGGUUUUCCUUAAUCUCCUCUGUCAAAUGCUCAGCCGUCGUAGUCAGCGGCGUCGUAUCGAAUCACAGGUGGUGUUUCUACAGGGUAGUGUCCAUCAGUCGCACGCUGGUUGCGUACCCCACGUGGUCCACGUGGUCCAGCUGUUCGAAAACGUGUCGCUAGUGCUUCUGAUCGAGCAUGCUCAUACGGCCCUAGCGAGUCACCUGUACGACGUGUACUUUGCCUUGCACAAGCUUCAAAACCUCCAGAUGCAAUUCGAUCUGGACAAUCUGCGCGGGGCAUUCGAUGCACUUGAUACGUACGUCAAACAUAGCAGCGACUCGCUGAAGAAAGUCAAAUCAAAUAACCCGGAGGUGGACGAAGCAAUCCGAGGGUUUACUGUGAAGUGGGAAACUCUGCGUAAGAAGUACACUGACUACUUCAAGACGUCGGACAACGCGUUGAUCGUGAAAAUCGACUCUAACAUGCCAAUGUUUGUGGAGUCAGUGAAGGACUUGUUCCGAUUGCUGUGCGCGGGCUGUGCCACCCUCGAGCAUGGCCUACAGCGCGUCACAGAUAUUGCUGACACGGCGGAGGACAGCCUCGCGGAGGUGUUUCACUUUCUGCACGCCAAAUCCCAGAAAAACUUCACCAUGGGAUCGUAUAUGGAAGAGUUCCCGGGUAUGGUACAUUUCAUGCACAUCGAUAGAUAUAAUGGGAGAAUAGUUGCUCCAUCCCUUGACGACCAGGAUCCCUCGGAUAUACUCAAAGAUAGGGUUUGGUCGAUGGUGGAUUUUUCCCGCACCUAUCUGGACAAAGGUUACAUGUCGAUGAUCUGGAAGGAUGUUACGUUCAGCUACGCGUAUUUCGUAUGGUUCGAGGACGAGCACGGCACGACCCUGAAGCCGAACGAACCCCCGAACCAUGGCGCUGGGCUACCGGCAACAAAGCCUUCCCUGGUCGCCGGCAUCCUUGCGGGAGACUACUAUCAGCGUUUGAUUGAAACCUGCUUCCCGAGGACACCGUCGAGCAAGGUUCGUUGCUACGAACUGUUUCUCGUGCAUCUCGGACUCGUCACAUCCACGAUCGUGCUUGAGCAUUGCCGCCGGUUAGCCGUUACCAUAACCGAUCUCACUGGAUGCAUCGGGAACCCAAUUGAUCUGCUCUAAAUUGGCAACUUUGAGUUGUACUUCUGAGGAGAUGGAAGAAUAGCAACCCCUCUACACCCGACUCGGUGGGGUUCAAGGCAAAGAUAUACUCAGCGCAGUGGCUGUAGUCAUACUACUAGCCGGCCGUAUGUAGUGUUCUCACCUAGCGUUUAUUUAUUGAAGUAGUCAGUGCUGCCUAGCGGUCAUUACUACUACCACCUCCACCACCACUAGAACCACCAUCGUAUUUAUGUAGUUGAUAUUCUCAUACUCAAACAACCUCCCUCAAUUCCCCUACCACUUUCGCUCAUCGACGUUGUGGCCGCCGUCGUUGCUAUAUUGCGGCACAAAGAAACUGCAACACUAAAACGAACGUUUGUCGCAACGAAAGCUCCACCGAAAACUGCACCAAUGGAUACAGAUACCGAUCGUCUAACCUUUUCCCCAACCCCCUACUAGAUUGUGCUCGUUUCCCUUGGCUACUAACGAACCGUUUGCAUUCCAUUAGUAAGUAGA
Molecule: messenger RNA, 2419 nt
Organism: Anopheles coustani
Lineage: Eukaryota; Metazoa; Arthropoda; Insecta; Diptera; Culicidae
Gene: HPS1
Product: BLOC-3 complex member HPS1
Exons: 7
Coding region: 119-1924 (601 amino acids)
Biological process (GO): vesicle-mediated transport
Cellular component (GO): BLOC-3 complex
Molecular function (GO): guanyl-nucleotide exchange factor activity
Source: RefSeq, a predicted model, not a curated record